Ruditapes philippinarum (Manila clam) is the source of this 3240-nucleotide messenger RNA. RefSeq lists its product as uncharacterized. The coding region runs from base 2107 to 3087 and encodes 326 amino acids. The transcript has 7 exons. Lineage: Eukaryota; Metazoa; Mollusca; Bivalvia; Venerida; Veneridae. The record is from RefSeq and is a predicted model, not a curated record.
AUUAAGCUAAUACCUAAAAAUAGCUAGGUAUUUCAAAACUUUUAAAUGUAAACAUACAUAUAUGUAUACUGUAAAUAUAAAAUGUUAGCCGAUUUAAAACUAUUUUUCUGAUGGGAAUCUUAAAAUUUCAUGUUUUAGUGUGCUUUAUUUUUACUCUAAUCGCUGUGAUACUUCAAGAUCAUGAAGUUGAGACAUGUAACAGAGGGCCAGGUCCAACGGCUGCCCCGUUCUACCGAUCUAAUAGCAGUCGAAACGCAGUAAACGAAAGUAUCGGACCAAAUGGGGCAGUAGAAAUACUGCUUGUUGGUGUAGGUGUUGUCGCAGUGAUCGUUGUCUGUGUUGUUUGCAAGCGGUGGUGUUCGUAGUCUGAAAUGUACCUCAGCAUGGCACGUCUUGUCUUCAUCCAUCGACGUCACGACAUCAAAUAAUGAGGGGGAAAAUACACCAAUAAUGCUGCGUGAUAUUCCAAUUGUUAAUAAGCCUCUCAUUCAUGGUUGAUGUUAUUAUAUCGUGCAAUAACUAUGUGUCAGAAAUGUGACAUCAUUCUUCAAGAUGCUAACAAUCACCAUCCUCUUAUGAUGUCAUCGGAUUUAUUAAGAGCUUGUCCACAUAAAUAUGAUAUUGCUCAUCUUUGACAACAUUUGACGUGAACAUCGUUAUUGUGGGAAGUGUGACCUUCAUUGCAAGGUCAACCUUGACUUCCUGGUCAGUACCAUCCUGUGUUGACCUUAGCAAAACAUGUCAACACAAAUGAGAUUUGUCUCUUUACUUUAAUUGGUGGGACAUUCGUCUUGUAGAUGCAACUCGACUUCCUGGUCGACUAAAUGGCUAGAUAUAUAUAUUCGUGCACAAAUUUGUCAACACAUGUAAAAUGUUUUUAUUUUCUUCAUGGCGAGACAUAACAUUUAGACUAUGUCAUUGAAUUUUCGAGAUAUAGUAAUAUGAAUUGCGACGCUUGUAGCAGAAAGCUUGGUCGUAAAAAUUUCUUCCUUUGAGGCGUAAUGAUUUCUUUGGGGCGUAAUGAUUUCUGCCUUUUGGGCGUGAUUUCUUCCUUUGGGGCGUAAUAAUGUCUUACUAUGGAGCGUUAUAAUUUCUUCAUUUUGGGUGUAAUAAUUUCUUUCUUUGGGGCGUAAUAAUUUCUUCCUUGUAUAGUUCUUCCCACAUUUACAAGGGAUUUCCAACAAACUUUUACAAAAUUUACGUCAUCAAGUGCCCUGGUGCAGAUUGCAGACAUUUUUUAAUUUGGUCAUUUUUGGCACAGAACUGACCCUCUGUUAUAUAUAAUGUAUUUGUAAUUAUGGGGUUUCUUUUUUCUUUUUUUUUUCUUUUUUUCUUUUUUUUUGGGGGGGGGGGGGGGUGGGGGUGGUCGGGUGUGUGGUGGUCUAUUGACAAUUUUCCAAAAGAGACACCUAAUAUUAUGAUAGAUGUUACAGACAAAUUUAAACAUCAUUUUCUGUUUUGAAUAAAGUAUCAUGUUGAAAGUGGGUGUUUUUUAAUGUUAAAACAUAUUUGUUUUAUAGCUUGUUUGCCUUUGUACGAUUUAUAACUUUCACAGAUUAACAGGUUUUACAAAUGAUAAAGUAAAUUUUAAAAAAAACGAGGCACACAAUGAUGUGAUGUGUUAACGUGGAGCGCUUCAGUUUUUACAUGACACUUUCCCAAAUCAUCACGUCCAACAAGAACAACAAUAAUUUUACAAUUAUUUCAUUCUCAACCCUUUUCAUCUUCCUUACCAAUACGAACUGUCAUGUGACAUGGGUAUGAAUACUGUUAAAAUAUAACCUUUCUCUAGUCGUGGGUGCCUUUUACGACGUUUUAAACAAAACAGUAUACCUCUUACAUGUAAUAUGUGACUUUACUGUGGUUUGAAACAUUACAAUUAAUUAACGCAUCACGUACAUUCUUACUAAACGUAAACAAACUUUACGCGGACCGGAAGUAAGAAGGUAUAAGGAAAUACCAGCAAUAAUUCAUAUAAACAAAUGUAUUCCCCAUUGUUACCCAUGUUUUACAAGCUUGAUUCACUAAGUUUAUUAAUCAUAUGAUGUUAAUUGACACAGCCGUACAUGAUCGGGACAUUUAUAUAUAAUUAAGAUCCGUAGUUUUAUGAUUUACUCAUCAUUUCCCAUCUUCUGUUUACAAUCACUUAAGAAUAUCUUUUUCUAUAUUUUAUUUUACGUCUGUAUUAAAGAAAUGGAGCUGGCAGUGGGUUUUCUGCUUUUAAAUGUUCUUCAUUUUGGAAUUUGUGGAUUCAUAAACAAAGGUUUUAUACAGUUUGGCGUUGAAUUGAGCGUGUUUUCCGGACGAUCUAGUCCAACAUGGGUUAUUGACAGGAACAACCCCAUGUAUUCCUACAUAGCUACAACAAUCAACAAUGCACGACCAUCAAGGAUGGGUGAGAAGCUUGGAUACGGAGGUUUUAUCGUGGAGAUGAAGAACCCGAUGGGUCAGCGAGUGUACAAGACCGUAGGGGCGGGUACGAAUCCCAGAUUAGAGUUGAUGUUACUGAAUUCGUCACCGUUUCCACUAGAGAGGUCAGUGCGUCGUCACGUGAUAGAUACCGUCAGAAGAAUGACACCGCUACAACCAUAUAUAACCCUACAAGCAGGGUUUCCGAGCAGACCGCCUUUCCCUAUGCAAAGAUGUCGAAUUCCGCGGUACGACCCUGAAACUUGGAAUGCCUCGCCGACCAUCCGGCAAAAUAAUUGUUAUAAUUAUGCCACACAAAGGCCGACUGGUACCUUUGCUCAGCCGGGACGAGCUUCCGGUCGAAGAUUCUCUAGACCAAUCACAGUACGCGGUAUUCUUGGCGCUACUGUCAGUGACGGACUGGUUCCAUUACCUUUCUUUAACCCUCGAAUGUUUCCCGGAAAAUGUUAUAUGGCUUUGGCCGUCUGGCCGGAAACUGAUUAUCAUUUCUAUCGGUUGGACAGCAACAUGUUGUGGUCUCAUAAACCUGGUAAAACCGCGGUCAAGAAUACGGACAAUAGCGGUAACCUUAUUUCUGACCCUAAAACUGCGGAUAGAGGAGAAUAUACUGUAUUUGUUGGUUACUUAGGCAACCAUCCCGGUGUAAGAGUUCUAUAACAUUCAUCAACUACAUUAUAGUACUUUUUUGUUAAUAUAUUUUUUCAUCUAACAUGGUCUAGAUAGUACAUGUAUUUUGAUAUUUAUUGUGAAGUCUUUUAUACUUGUACGUGUUCAAAUAUUGCUCUUUGGACAUAAGCAUAACAUCUAAGA